CGCACUUUUUCAAAGCAAAGAACUUCCGGACAGACGAAAAAACAACAACAACAACAUAUUAAAAAAUGGCCGCUGCUAUGGACAUUGACGAAGAAGCUCAGGCCGGUGUUUCUGGAGAUAGAGCAGGAAAGAAACGAUUUGAAGUUAAAAAAUGGAAUGCUGUAGCCUUGUGGGCAUGGGACAUAGUGGUGGAUAACUGUGCCAUCUGCAGAAAUCAUAUUAUGGAUCUGUGUAUUGAGUGCCAAGCGAAUCAAGCUUCAGCAACAAGUGAAGAGUGCACCGUGGCUUGGGGUGUCUGUAAUCACGCAUUCCAUUUCCAUUGUAUAUCACGUUGGCUGAAGACACGUCAAGUGUGUCCCUUAGAUAAUAGGGAAUGGGAGUUUCAAAAGUAUGGUCACUAAGUUUUAUUGUGUGUGAGUGUGGAAGAAUAAACUUGUCUUUAGUAUUUUGUAGUAAAAAUUUAUCUGCAUAUGUUUUCAUACAAAUUUUUGCCAUUAUUAACACUUCGCAGGAGACUUUUCAAUGGAUGACAUUUCUUUUGGUGUUAAUAAAAAAUAAUUGUUAAGUAUUCUUAAAACAAAAAUAUUUUACUUGAUU
Ruditapes philippinarum (Manila clam) is the source of this 597-nucleotide messenger RNA. RefSeq names its product E3 ubiquitin-protein ligase RBX1. The record is from RefSeq and is a predicted model, not a curated record. The transcript has 6 exons. Gene Ontology annotation, biological process: protein ubiquitination; ubiquitin-dependent protein catabolic process. Bases 66 to 401 code for a protein of 111 amino acids. Gene Ontology annotation, molecular function: zinc ion binding; ubiquitin protein ligase activity; cullin family protein binding. Gene Ontology annotation, cellular component: nucleus; cullin-RING ubiquitin ligase complex. Lineage: Eukaryota; Metazoa; Mollusca; Bivalvia; Venerida; Veneridae.